This is a messenger RNA of Hymenoscyphus albidus, 3069 nucleotides long. NCBI's taxonomy places the organism in Eukaryota, Fungi, Ascomycota, Leotiomycetes, Helotiales, Helotiaceae. The record is from the annotation of a GenBank genome assembly.
AACAUACAUAUCGGUUCAGGUACCAACCCACCAUCACCGCAAACUGAUCUAGCACUACGCCAUCUGCACCUCUCUCCCCCUGCGAUCUGCGGAGAGGAGUUCCGAUUCCUGCUUGAUCUCCAACCUUUUCUCUCACACAAGCAGCAUGGGCCCUCGUAGCGCAAAGCGACGCAAUCGGCGGGGCAACUUUCAAAAUGCUGGUGCUUCCAGAGGCAGCCCCCAUCAAGCCUUUGAAUCCCCUUCCUCCUUUGACCCCUACGCUAGAAACAGUGGACAUGGUAAGUAAUCGUUCUUGCGAAAUGGAAAGUAAAUUUCAAUGGGGAAUAUCCGCUAACAUUUAAAGUAGGCUUUACCCUAGCAGAGGAAGCAAGAAAUACUGAGCGACACACCUCCCAAUGGGCUCCAAGACUAAGAGACAAACCGAUCAGCUUUGUCAAUGCAGGAACAUUGCAACCCACCGAUCCUCAGGUAUCGGACAGCGACAAGGAUGCAGAAGGUGCAAUGGCAGAUAUGACUUUGAACCCACCCGCACAAGAAGACCAGAUUGAGGUUGUCGUUGACCUCAAUGAUGAAGAUGAGAAUUUAAUGGCAGACAUAACCCGCAACCCACCUGCGCAAAAAUAUCAGAUUGAGGUUGUCGUUGAUGAUGGAGACGGAUAUGAGAAUGCAAUGGCAGACAUGGCUCUGAACGCACCUGUCCAAGAAGACCAAAUCAACUUUAACGAGAUGGAAGUGGAGGUCCAGGUUGAGGAGGAGAUUGAGGAUCAGGAUGAACCGUCACCAGAAACACAAAGACCCAUUCUCUCCCCCUCGCCUCUAUCUGAUGAAGAACCUCCACUUUUCGUAGUUGACACACUUGGAAGUCAGCCAGUCGCUACUGGGUUGGGUGCACCAGAAAUUCGACCAUCUAGCCCAACUCCAUCCGACUCUAGCGAGGAGAUCAUUUUAUUCCGAGGUCGCGGUGUUGCCCCAAGGGUUCUGCCACCCAAACCAAUUCGAGUUGCGCGGGCCAGCACGAUAGAUGACCAAAUAAAGGUGGUUGAGGAAAAAAUCCACGAGCGUCAAGAACUGCUGGAGGAAGUUCGCCAUCAUAGUGUCGCACCCCCAGAACUGGUAAGUCAAUUCGCUCUCAAUCUUGUCUGUCGAAAUACGUGCCCAGAGAAUGCCAACUGACUACUAUACCUCAAUAUAGGAGCAUAAGCCAAUCAUUGAAACCUCCGAUCCAAGUACUGAUUUCGAAAUCCCAUUGAUCCCCCGUAAAAUCCGAAACAGAAAACGUGGAUCACGUAGGAAAGGCAAACGCGCUAUGCAAAGCCGGGACAUUGAGGAUGACGCAAUGCUCGCUGAUUAUAUUGCAAACAUGCAAAAUGAAAGCAACGAGGACACCCCAUUUACCAACAAGUUUGGCGCUCGAGAUUUGGAAGGAGAUGAAAACGAUAUAUAUGUCGAAGAAGAGGAUGAGGUCUUUUCUGAUGAGCCUAUUCCGGAUAAUGGACCUUCACCAGAUGAGUGGAAUGCCUCGGAUAUUCGUGAUUUUGGUGAUUUGAGCACAUCGGACGAUGAAGACGGAGAGUUAAAAACCAUACUCGACAAGAGGGAAAGAGCUAGCGGUGUCGCCUAUCUUGUUGUCUACGAGAACCAGAGUACUGAUCAGGCCAAAUGGGUCAGACAUGCCGCUUUGACAGGCAAUCGUACUGCAGCCAUGAUUGGAGCCUGGGAGGCUGAGGAAGAGGAAACUAGGAAAAAUAUGGCUGAGAUUGCAAGUGCGUCGGAAGAGGAUUCGGAUGACGAACAAGACGGUGAUAUUCCCCAACGCGAGGUUGCCAAAAUGAGUGAUGAAAAGAUCGCAAUGAUGUUCGCAAAACAAGAGCAAUACGGUUUUGAUUCAAGUAAGUUAUUCUGCAUUAAUCAAUGUUCGUUCCCUGGGCGGCGCUUGAUUGCGUUCCUUACGCUGGGCACUUUCGUUUAUUCACUGCAACAGUAAACUAAUUCACAUACGCAGAUGAGCUACUACUUUUUGAUGGCGAGGCGGGCAUCGCAGAGGACGAUGGGUUCACCGGCUUUUCAAGACGUUCUAGAAACAGAAAACCAAAGAUCCAUGCCCCCAACCCCGAAAAAGGUCAAUUUCCCAAUGCGACUGCUCUCGCUGAUGCAUACGAUAACUUUGAUGUAAUGGACUUUGAGCGCCCAAGCCUCCAGAAGAAGCCCAAAGGCCGGAAGGGUAAGCUUGUAAUCGAAAAUUCGGAUUCUGAGCUCGAGGCUGUGAUGCAAAAGGCUUGGGACAACGAUCGAGUCAAGAAGAAGGAGCGAAAGCAGGAGCGAGAAGAGUUGCGUGCUCAAGGUCUACUGGGUAGCAAAAACGGCAAGGUUGACAUGAAAGCCAAGUUCAGGGAAGGAAUGGCCAUUCAUGAUGUCAAAGACGCCAUCAAAGAGUUCUUGAAAGGCAAUGAUUCCACGUGGGUACUGACAACCGCGAGCUGUAAAUACAUACUGACUCCCAUAGUCUUUUGCUCGUACCCAUGGAUAAGGCGAAUAGAAAGAUCGUCCACGAACUUGCUAAUGCUUUCAAUUUGAAAUCCAAAUCGGUUGGCAAAGGAGAUCAACGCUUUCCAGUUCUGUACCGGACUAGAGGAACCAGAUUCUAUUCUGAGAGCAUGUUUGACAAUGUUGAAUCAAAGUUGGCCCGUCGUUUCCUCCCAAGAAUGGAUGUUGGUGGAAAGAGAGGACCUCGACCUGUACAUGGUGGAGGCGGAUAUGGUGGUGCUGCUGCAAGCUAUCGAGAUGGUGAUGUCGUGGGAGGAUCUGCACCAGAGCUUGGAGUUGAGAACAAAGGCCGCGCAAUGUUGGAGAAGAUGGGUUGGAGCUCUGGAACUGCUUUGGGUGCUAUCAAUAACAAGGGUAUUCUGCAGCCUGUUUCGCAUGUUGUAAAAACCACCAAAGCUGGAUUGGGUUGAUGCAGCCAACGAUGGUUUGGGUUGAUUGCGUCAUUUGUAUCAUAGAUGGUCCCCACAUUAUGGAUUUGGGACUUUGUAGAGUUAGAAAUAAUUGAUCAGCAAACUACAUCUCAAA